Molecule: messenger RNA, 2538 nt
Organism: Homalodisca vitripennis (glassy-winged sharpshooter)
Lineage: Eukaryota; Metazoa; Arthropoda; Insecta; Hemiptera; Cicadellidae
Exons: 6
Coding region: 2094-2453 (119 amino acids)
Biological process (GO): sensory perception of smell
Molecular function (GO): odorant binding
Source: RefSeq, a predicted model, not a curated record
AUUGUUCAGUUUUCAGGCUAGAUGUUUGUUGAGCAAUUAUAAUGUUACGGUCAAGGGAUGAGAGAAUGGAAAAUAUUUAUAGCAAAGCUAGAAGGAUGCACAAGGCAGUAUUUUUGAUUACCGUGUAUCCAGGUAGUUAAUGAGUCAGCAAAUCCAUUAAUAGACAUAAAUCCUCACCAAACAUUCCAGUGGAAACUCAUCCCUUGUUGCUGGAGUUUCAAAAAGUAAUGUACAUGAAUAGUAAAACAAAAAACUUCAUUUUCCAAUUCACGUAGAAAUAAAUUAAAACCUUGAUUGUAGAAUUUUAUAUUCCGUAUGAGAAUAGUGUUUUCAUAUUUUGUAUAAUAACGGGUAACUAAUCUAAUUAAAUGUGUAGUCAAUUUAAAUGUACUGUCUCAAAUAGUUUUUGGAAAUAUGCACAUUGAGAUAUUUUUUGUUUCAAUUUAGAAGCCCGGAAUCAAUUUCUGAAAUAUUUGUUGCUUAUUAUAAAAAAAGUUGUAUUUGUUUUGGAUGUUAAGGAAAAUCAUGAUUGGAGAAGGUUAUAAAAAUAUGUUUGUACGUAUCGUUGUUGAGGUUGAUUGUAAUGGGAAACAUUAUAAUUGUGUUUUAAAGCACUAGAAUGAUGUAUCAGGUUUACAAAAAUAAUUCACUGUACUUAUUUAAUCUUAAUUCUAAACAAAUUUAUCAGUUAAUUUAUUACAAACCAUUGAUGACAUGGAUAGCAAUAUUACAUGAAAAAGUAGGUAAAAUAAUUUUUAAACUGUUAUUAUCUGUAUCAAAAUAAUAAGUUAAUUAUAAUUUUGUUAAUAUUAUCUCUUGUGUGUUUUGCAUAGCACCCAAAAUACAAAAGUGAUAAUCUAUGAAGAAUUUCUUGUUCAUUUAUUGAUUUAUGAUCUUAUGAAGUAUCUGUCAGAUAAGAAACUGCACACACAGUUCAUUAAUGAAAAAAAAACAGUUUUACUCUGUGAACACUGUUAUAGCGUAAGAACAUCUGAGAUAUAUCAGGAAAAAACUUUGUAUUCUCAAAUUUUGGAAAAUAAUUUACCGUCUUAGAAUGAGUACUUACACUUUUUUUAAAUUGAUCCACCACUAUCAUGUGCUACAAUACUGAGCACUUAUUUAAAUUAUCAUACUAACUAUCACACCAUCAUACUAAAAGACAUUCACUUUUAUAAAUACAAUUUAUUUUAUAUUUAACUGUGUUGUUGUUUACAUAUUUGUAUAUGAUCUUUACACAAGCUACUUUGAUUUAAAAAUAUGUGCUAAAAAGAAUCAUACAUGAAAAAAAUCAAAACAAGCACAUUCAACAUGACACAGAACUGAAUUUAAAUACUCAAUCCAGUUUUUAGUCAUCUCAUUAUUCUGCGACAACGUAGUACAAUAAUUCACCUGAAUACAAUCUAUAAGUAAUAUAAAUUAAUUUAAAGAAUCAGUAAUGACUUACUUUCAUGAUAAAGUAUUUUGUAGUAUUAUCAAGGUUUUUAAUCAUACUCGUAGCUGAAUGUAUUUAGACUAUAUUAUAAUUAAUUAUGUUUAUUUUUUAAUUUGCAGAAGUUAAUUGCUAAAACUGCAUUUACUUUUAAGACUUAGGUAAGAUAAUGACUUGACAAUGUCAUCAGUUCUGCAUCUUUGCUAUUGAUGUAAGAUGGAAAUGUAGCAAUAAAGAUAUUUGAAUUGAAAUAAAAAUAACAUUUUGAGACAAGAGACUGAAUCACUGAGGAGCAAUCACUUUAAAUGAUUAAACUUUAUAAUGUAAGGUAUACUCUUGUUCAUACUUUACAUUGUGGGGCAAAAUAAAUACCAUAAGUAAUAAUCAAAGUUUGUUCUGUAUGUAUUGAAAACUUCAUUGGCGUAAUUUUCAUGCUGAUAAUAUGCCAUGGUGCUGAAAUGAUCAACAAUCAGUGAAUGAUAUUCACUUAUGAAGGCUAUCAGAUAGACAUUGUUUCCUGUGAGACCUGCCAGUAUGGGCCAGGCCAACCAGGCACAAUGUCCAGGAAAAAUAUCCUCAUCGUUGGCACCCUUAUUACAUUGUUUGUACUGCAAGCUGUGCGCAGAGUCAACAGGUAACCCAAAGGACAUUCAAGAAAACAUUUAUGGAAGCUCUUAAAAAGUGUUCUAAUGAAUAUAAUAGUCCAGGAGGUUUAGGAGCAACAUUCCUGACAAAUCCUGAGAUGACUAGCCACAACAGCAAAUGCUUCACAAUGUGCCUUCUAUACCAAUACAAUCUGAUAGACAAGCAAGGAAAUUUUCAAGUUCAAUCAAUGCAACCUUUCUUGAACAGUCUUCCACAAUCUCGUUUCAGAACUUCUAUAGAACAAAAUUUAAACUUCUGCUUGCAAGAAAAUUCUGCUGAAACUUGUGAUAAAGGUUACAAAUUUGUGCAAUGUUUCUACAGAAGAGCUGCCACUCCUUUGAAUGAGCCUGGUCAGCGCACAUAUAAGCCACGAAAAUGACUCAUCCAUGCAGAGACAUUCAUAGCUGUUGUGCAAUCAAUUAUAAGAACAUUAUAAAAUUAAACUUUAAUUUGUGUUGUAAGAA